AAUAUUUGACAGCUGGGGGAGAAGGCAUAUCAGCAUCAGGUGACACAAGGAAUCCGCUGAGGUCGGCGUUGAAAUCUAUGAUGCGGUCGUGUCCUCAGCUAUGAAGCCUUCGGGCACCACGCGCGCGGCAGAGUUGGCAUCAUGCAUUCGAGAGAAUUCUGACGCGCGCGCUGGUGCCCCGGCGUUCAUUACUGCAUAUCGAGUGCGGCCAGGAACCGAAGCGCUGGUCGAGCCACGACGCCGUAGGAGGAAGUGGUCUGGCACUGUGGCAGACAUGAGGGGGUACGCACACACACCCACCGUGCCCCUCAUGGACCGUGCCGGGAAAGCUGCAUAACUUCAGGGUUAGGUUGCGCUUUUUGCGGCUGUCGAGUUUAGGGCAGUGUCAGAGCGGAGCGGGUGCCUCCCGUGCUCCGAAAGGUACAAGGCUGAGUCAUUGCUAGCCUUACUUGGUUGCGCUUUAUGGGUGUGAAGUACGUUGGGGCGCAGUUCGUAGAUGCCGUUAUGACGCCGCUACGGGUUUGUGUAUCCGGAUGAGGCGAUUCCCCCUUGCUUGGGGCGCCAUUGUUUGGGUGUUCACUGGCUCGAUACAAUUUGUUCUGUCUCGAGCUCUCUCGAAGAGCAGAUGGAAGUAUGAAGCUGAACAGACCACGAAGUGUCAUAAUGGAAGAGGAGGUGGAGUGAUGGCACCUAGUAACAUGUUCGGUAUGGCGGGAGGAGCGUCCUAUGGGAGCAAGCCUACUAGAGCUAGAGUAGGCCGACGGCGUUGCAGGCGGCACGCCCCUGGGGUCCAGAGCAGGGUGUUCGUUCUCCACGUCACUGGCUCGUGAACUGCGUCAGCAGGUCCCUCUUGUAACCAAUGCAAUCU
Molecule: messenger RNA, 868 nt
Organism: Chlamydomonas reinhardtii
Lineage: Eukaryota; Viridiplantae; Chlorophyta; Chlorophyceae; Chlamydomonadales; Chlamydomonadaceae
Exons: 2
Coding region: 101-337 (78 amino acids)
Source: RefSeq, a predicted model, not a curated record